AUGAAAGUACUCCCACGUUCAACCAUACUAAACCUCAUAGAUAACGGUAAAGUCAUCAUCAUAUACAAAGACAAUGUCCUAAACCUCACUCCUUGGAUUCCCUACCAUCCCGGUGGCGACAAAGCCGUGCUUCAUAUGAUCGGUAGAGAUGCCACUGAUGAGAUGCUCGCUUAUCAUUGUCAAGAGACCGUUGAUUCCUUCAUGAAAUAUCGUAUAGGUGUGAUAGAUUAUCCUUGGGAAAACUUACUACCACCCAUUCAAGGUGGAAACUAUGGUACCCCCAAUUCUAACGCCAGAGUUUCCGCCAAAGUACCCCAAAAUGUAAUGGUGUCAGAGUCUAACAAAAACGAACUUUUCCCCAUUUCUACCACCAUAGUUGAUCCCCAAGUCAUUGGUCAGAAUUAUGAUAAUUCCCUUACCCUCCAGGAACUCCUGGACCUCCCACCAUUGGAUUAUACCACCCAAAAUCAUUUAAGAGACGAAUAUAAUAAAUUACAUAGUGAAAUCAUCAAGUUGAAUUUCUAUCAAUGUAACUACUGGAAUUACAUCAGAGAGAUCAUUAAGCUUAGUAGUAUGUUCUUAUAUGCGGUAUCGUUCUUCAAAUUGGGUUAUUUAUCCCUUAGUGCCAUAAUACUCGGUUUAACUUGGCAACAAGGUACUUUCAUAGCUCACGAUGCCGGUCAUUUAUCCAUAUCCCAUGAUUAUUACAUAGAUAAUGUGUUUGGAAUUGUUAUAGCUGAUUUCUUCGGAGGUUUAAGUCUUGGUUGGUGGAAGAAAAAUCAUAAUGUUCAUCAUUUAAUCACUAAUGAUCCCGUUCAUGAUCCAGAUAUUCAACAUUUACCCUUCUUUGCCGUAUCCACCAGGUUAUUUACCAAUGUUUAUUCCACCUAUUACGAUAAAAUCUUGGAAUUCGAUGCUUUUGCUAAAUUUAUGAUCCCUUUCCAAAAAUAUUUGUAUUACGUAAUCUUAUCUUUUGGAAGAUUUAAUUUAUAUAGAUUAUCAUGGACAUAUUUGAUUAUGGGAGAAAGUCCUAAGAAAGGUAAAGCUGCAUGGUUUAGAUAUUUGGAGUUCAUUGGAUUAUCAUUCUUCACUUAUUGGUAUUUUUACUUCUGGUGUUAUAAACUGAUCGAUACCAAUGGUGAUAGGUUUAAGUUCCUUUUCCUUUCAAACUUUGCUAGUUUCAUUGUUCAUGUUCAAAUCACGUUAUCGCACUUCGCUAUGUCAACGGCAGAUUAUGGAGUUAGUGAAUCUUUCGUUAUGAGACAACUCAGAACUACCAUGGACGUGGAUUGUCCAAAAUGGUUUGAUUUCUUUCAUGGAGGUUUACAAUUCCAAUCCAUUCAUCAUUUAUUCCCUCGAUUACCAAGACAUAACCUUAGAGAUGUCCAACCUUUAGUUAUCAACUUCUGUAAUAAAGUAGGAUUGAAAUAUUCUAUCUAUGGCUUUGGUAAAGGGAAUGAAAUCGUCAUAUCCAAAUUGGGAGAUAUUGGGAAACAGUGUCGGAUCAUGUUAGAAGCUGCGGAUAAAUUUGGAUUAGAAGAUUAUACUCCAUAG
Molecule: messenger RNA, 1554 nt
Organism: Yamadazyma jaroonii
Lineage: Eukaryota; Fungi; Ascomycota; Pichiomycetes; Serinales; Debaryomycetaceae
Source: the annotation of a GenBank genome assembly